AUGUGUGGUGAUAGCGAGUGCACUCUGCCAAAACUCCUCAAAGCUCUGGGAACCUCCAUAAACCAUGGUGGACAGGCACCUUUUGAUAUUGACUUUGUCCUUGUCGAUGCUUCAAGUAAUACCAAAGCUAUGAAUGCUAAAACUUAUGCCUGCAAUCAACCUCUUCCUCCCCUGGGUCCUAACAAAAAGGAAUCCGCCUGUAGUUGUUCGAAUUGUGCUAGUGCUUGCUCUACACCAGAUUUUCCUCCCUCUGAGAAAGUGAUUCUUCUUUUUGGCAUACCCAUCGUAUAUCUUAUCAUCGGUGGAGUUUUCACAGUCCUUCUUCUAGUGUUUGUGAUAGUCGAGGGUGCCCAAUGUUGUCGUGAGUGUCGUCAGAGUGGGAGGACUGAACGACAUGAGGGUGAAGACACAGAAUUGCUGAUAUCUACACCCAUGCACGAGGAGGAACAACGUGCCUCUUGGCAAGAGAAACUUGGGGCUUCGUUAGAUUCCGGACUCUAUAAGGUCUUCUCCCGUUUGGGAUUACUGAUAGCCAAACAUCCUAUCGCAACACUCCUAUUUUCAGCCAUCCUAGUAGCCAUUCUGUGCGGAGGUUUGACCAUGUUCACGGUGACUACCAACCCGAUAGAUCUUUGGAGUGAUCCAAGUUCUCGAGCAAGGCGCGAGAAGGAUUACUUUGAUUCACACUUUGGGCCCUUUUAUCGUGUUGAACAGCUAAUUCUACGGCCUGUUAACAAUACACCGGUAAAUGGAACUUUUGGAUCGGCUUUUCGAAGGGACUUUCUUGAUUUGGUUCUCGACUUGCAACUCCGAAUAUCGAAUAUCACUGUGUACUCUGAAUUGUUAAAGUCGAACAUUACCCUUGCGGAUAUUUGCUUCAAGCCAAUGGCCCCAAAUAAUACAGAAUGCGCAGUAACCAGUCCAUUGGAAUACUUCCAGCACAAUCAAACUCGUUUCAACACUUCGGACUAUCUCAGCCAUCUCUCGGAAUGUAUCUUCAACACCUUCAAUUCCUCGUGUUUGGGAGCAUCUGGAAUCCCGCAAAUGCCCAAUGUCGUAUUUGGCGGAUUUAAGGGUUAG
Rodentolepis nana is the source of this 1080-nucleotide messenger RNA. The record is from the annotation of a GenBank genome assembly. NCBI's taxonomy places the organism in Eukaryota, Metazoa, Platyhelminthes, Cestoda, Cyclophyllidea, Hymenolepididae.